Messenger RNA from Fonsecaea multimorphosa CBS 102226, 1686 nucleotides. RefSeq lists its product as uncharacterized. The record is from RefSeq and is a predicted model, not a curated record. The transcript has 2 exons. NCBI's taxonomy places the organism in Eukaryota, Fungi, Ascomycota, Eurotiomycetes, Chaetothyriales, Herpotrichiellaceae. Gene Ontology annotation, cellular component: fungal-type vacuole membrane. Bases 1 to 1686 code for a protein of 561 amino acids. Gene Ontology annotation, molecular function: transmembrane transporter activity. Gene Ontology annotation, biological process: transmembrane transport.
AUGUCACUCACGCGAGUCGCUUCCGUCGAUGGCUUCGAACGUGAGAGGAGAGGCUCCAGCGUCUCUUCGCACAGGAGGAUGAGUUUCAACCCUGUCAGUGAAUGGAUGCCGCCCCAAGACAGAAAACCCAGUGUGGUCUCGAUAGCUCUGCAGUUUGAAGAAGUUUCCAAACGAAAGCGCAUAAUCCAGGUUGCUAUCGCCAUAAUAUAUUGUCUCUUCGCCGCCGGAAUAGUAUUCGGCUACGCAGCCAUCAAACCUGUCCUGAUCGAUGAAGGCGUCUUCAAAGACCUGUGUACCCCAGAAGAGGUGGAGAACCACGUUUCGCCAUGUUACAAGCAGGAGAUUCGGUUGAACUUGAUGUUCACCGUGGCAGCCGUCUCGACCAACGUUGCAGCCCUCCCCAUCGGCACCAUCCUUGACAAGUACGGUCCCAAAGCCUGUGGCCUCAUCGGCAGCAUCUUUCUUGCCACCGGUGCGCUGCUCUUUUCCUUCGCCACCGAAGUCAGCGGCGACCUCUUCACACCGGGCUACUUCUUCCUUGCUCUUGGUGGUCCUUUCGUCUUCAUCUCCUCCUUUCAACUGUCCAACACCUUCCCCCAAAACUCAGGCCUUAUCCUGGCGCUCCUGACGGGUGCAUUCGAUUCCUCUUCAGCUCUCUUCCUCGUCUUCCGCCUCAUCUACGAAGCUACUGGAGGCAAAUUGAACACACACCGCCUUUUCCUCAUCUACCUCGUCGUCCCCGUCUUCGUCUUUAUCGUCCAGGUCUUUAUUAUGCCAAAGGAGUCUUACAAGACUGUAAGUGAAGUGGUCAAGGAUGCCGAAGAGGAGAUCAACGCCCCAACACCGCCCGAAGCGUCCGAGGAAGAACGCCGCACCUUCCACGACCGAAGAGAAAGUACCAUCCAAGAGAUAUCAUUACUGCUGGACAAGUCGACAAACACGAAGCGCCAGAAGCGGGAAGAGCACAAGAACGCGAAAUCCGGAGUGUGGGGAGCCAUGCAUGGUUAUACCGCGCUUCAGCAGAUCAAGUCGCCCUGGUUUUGGCUCAUCACGCUUUUCACCGUCGUGCAGAUGACCCGGAUCAACUACUUUGUGGCCACGAUCCGCCCGCAAGAACGUUACCUUCUAGGGUCUCCCCAAAGAGCGAAAAUGGUGAAUGACUUUUUCGACGUAGCACUUCCCCUGGGCGGUGUGUUGAGUAUCCCUUUUAUUGGCUUGUUGUUGGACAACACAUCUACGCCCUUCGCCUUGGGAUUCCUUGUGGUCGUAGCCACCAUCAUUGGCGUAUUGGGCUGUCUCCCUUACAUGUGGGCAGCCAUUGCCAACGUUUGCCUCUUUGUGGUAUAUCGGCCCUUCUAUUACACCACUGUCUCGGACUAUGCCGCCAAGGUAUUUGGGUUUCAAACAUUCGGCAAAGUGUACGGCCUCAUCAUUUGCCUCGCGGGGCUUUUCAACUUCUUGCAGAGUCCUCUGGAUGCAGUCACGCACGUGGUGUUUAACAACAACCCAAUUCCGGUGAAUGUGAUCCUUUUGAGCGUGGCGGUUAUCGUGGGAGCUGCGCUGGUGACUUUCACAGCAAUCAGAGCGAGGACGAUGAAGAGAGACUUCUUGGAGGACGAAGCGGAAGGCGCAACAGAAUCACUGAUGCCCAAUGCCGAGGUGAAUGGGCAUGGCUACGGGACAUGA